This is a messenger RNA of Culicoides brevitarsis, 1770 nucleotides long. Its product is annotated as tectonic. The record is from RefSeq and is a predicted model, not a curated record. NCBI's taxonomy places the organism in Eukaryota, Metazoa, Arthropoda, Insecta, Diptera, Ceratopogonidae. The transcript has a single exon. The annotation marks the transcript as partial. Gene Ontology annotation, biological process: cilium assembly. Gene Ontology annotation, cellular component: ciliary transition zone.
UUAACGACGUCAGCUGUUCCAAACUCAACAAAAAUUGAAAAUUUAUCAACCACAACGCCAAUUCCUUCAACUUCAACGACUCAAACUACUCCGACAUCGACAAUUUCCAUCGAAACAACGACAGAAAAGCCCCAAAUUUGGAAGCCUUUCUCCGGAUUCAUCAAUCGCCGCGCUGAAAAUAAAAUUUCCGAUUAUUUUUGCAACUGCGACACCCAAAUAAACGUUUGUGAGGUGAAUUGUUGCUGCGAUCUCGACUGUUCAAAGGGAGCUAUUCAACUUUUUGACUGUUCCAAGGAGCGAUUUGACGUUCAAGAGUACGAUUAUUACGGAAAACUCGAAGAUUGCAGCAUUUCCGGCGGAUUAUUGUGCGUUGCGGGCUCAAAUUUGAAAAAAAUUGACUUUUCCUUCUACGAUGUCGGGCGAAAAAAUGAAAUUUCAUCGAAAAAAUGGCCUGAAAUAUUUGGAAAUAUUGAAAAUUCUCCGAAAAACGAGAAAAUUGAGCGAUAUGACAUGAACGACGUUGUCUUGGUCUUCAACGAAACCACGGAAAUGAUCCAAAAAAUGAUAAUUUCGCAAAAUUUGGGCGUCACGAGCAACAAAUGCUUCGUCCAAGAGCCUAUUUUGUGGUUGCGCGAUGCAAAAUCGGAAUGUCCUUACACAAAAAUUCAUGAAAACUGGUUGGAUUCGUGGAAAAACAUGAAAUUCUUACGAUAUCCGGUUGUUUCUUCCAUGGAAUAUCAUUGCACGAACGAGUCUUGUUCGAAUGUCACCAUUUCUCGGGCUUUUCGAAACCAUUCAGUAGCUGGAAUUGAUCGAAUUUCCGUCGAAUUCAUCAUUUGGCACAAUUUUACGAACAUUUUGGGCGAAGUUCAGCUCAACGUGACCCAUGAUGACUAUGAAAAUGCUGAAAAUGAGGAGAAAUUCAUCGAAUUUCGCGUGAUUUUUAAGAGUUUUGAAGAAAAGUACCUCGAAAAGUUCCCUCCGAUGAGCGGAAUGCCCGGAUAUGCCAAAGAAAUGCCGCUUUUGACAUCGAAAAAGGUCACUUUUAGCAAUUACACGCAAGAAAACAAGGAAUUUGUAUUGGAUUUCUUCGUUUUUAACAAUCGCUCAGCGCCUUAUCAUGCCAACCGAACGUUAAAAUUGCCCCAAACUCGUCGCGGAAGGUGUUUACUUGACUCCGCGCAUCAGGAUUUCAUCAAUUUCGGCGAAAAUCGUUUCAUAAAAUGCAAUUUUCCGUUAAAAUUGGAUCCGAAAAGCAUCAACUCUGAGGCGAAUUUUACGGAAAUUUGUCAAAAUUACCAAUUUCAAAUUUUUUCGAUGCUUUUGAACUCGCACGACUUCGAAAAAGAUAAUUUUACUUCGAAUAUUUUCGUUUCGCAGCUUGGGCAUCCGAAAAAUUCCACAGACGAUUGGAUUUUGUUGAAGUUUUUAAAUGCUCCGAAUGGCGAACAAGAAAGUGUUACGGGAAAUUGGCGCCAAGACACGAAAAAUUCUUUUACUUGCACGAAUAUGGUCAUUAACGUAAAAUAUGAAUUUUUUUAUGCGCAACUGAGGAUUGCGGGAGUCGAUUUUCAGAAUGUUGUCAAAGAAGCAACACUUAAUUUUGGUCCGAGGCUCGAUUUGCAUUUUAGAGUGAAUGAUGUGAGUGUUCCGGUUUUUGUGCAAACGCAAUUUUAUGACUUGACGAGGAUGAGUAAUUCAGGCGGAAGGAGUUUUAUUGAGGUUUUGGUGAUUUUUAGUUGUUUGAGUGUUAGUUUGAGCUGGAAAUAA